AUGAAGCUAACUGUUUCCGUGACGUCGAAUGACGAUAUACUUUCUGUUGAUGUACCUGAUUCUCUUACUUUAGAGGAUUUCAAGGCAUAUUUACAAGCAGAAACUGAUAUUGAACCUAAGAAUCAAGUAUUACAACACGAAGGAAACACGCUCAACAAUGAGAAUACGACCUUAAAAGAAAUGGGGAUUAAGGAGGGUGAUUUGGUUAUAUUACUGAAGAAAGCUUCUAGCAACAGUGCGAUAUCUUCAGCUGCUCCAGAAUCAUCUCAGAUAAACUCGCAAAUUGAAUAUAUGAGACAGCAAUUUUUAAAUGACCCUCAAUCGAGCGACCAACUAAGAAAUUCGAAUCCUCAAUUGCAUUCAAUCUUGAAUGAUCCUGAGGAAUUCAGAAGGGCUAUGACAAACCAAUUGGAGCUGCUUCAACGAGGCUUUGCACCAAAUGUCAUGUCACCACAUCAGCAAGAAGAAUUGAAGAAAUUGCAAGAUAAUCCAGAUGAUCCUGAAUCUCAAUCUAAAAUAUUAGAAAUCAUUAGACAAGAACAGAUCGAUGAUAAUAUGAAAUUAGCUUACGAGAUAUCUCCUGAGAGUUUUGCAUCAGUUAACAUGUUGUACAUUAAUAUAUCUGUGAAUGGCCAUAAAGUUCAAGCGUUUGUCGAUACAGGCGCCCAGGCAACCAUUAUAUCACCAGCAUUGGCCGAAAAAAUUGGAAUAUCAAGACUCAUUGACCGAAGAUUCCAAGGAGAAGCUAGGGGAGUCGGUUCUCAGAAAAUCGAAGGAAAAAUUCACAGUGUACCUAUAAGCAUAGGUGAAUCUGAAAUUCAAAUUCCAUGUUCUUUUAUGGUUAUCGACACUCAAGUUGAUUUACUAUUUGGACUCGACAUGAUGAGAAGGCACAAAUGUGUAAUAGAUCUUCAAAGGGAUGUCAUUGUGGUAGGUGGUAAUGUUGAGGCUAAAUUAUUACAUGAAUCAGAGAUAGAAAGAAAAGCCUUUGGAGGAAGUGCAGCACCAUCUGGUUUUGGAGGAAAUAUCUUUAGCGAAGGAGCAAAUGUUCCUCCUGCAAAUAUAGCUCCUAGCUCCUCAAAGUUGUUAGCACGAAAGUCAGCUUCUGCGUCUGCGGCAGAGGCUGCUGUAAAGAGGAACAAUACAGGUAACUCAAGCAAUUCGCUGCAUACGUUCAAGCAAGAGGAUGUGAAGACGCUUGUAGGACUUGGAUUUUCAAACAAAGAGGCCAUUUUUGCUUUAGAGCAGACAAAUGGGAAUGUAGAACAAGCUGCAUCAUUAUUAUUUCAAUAA
Priceomyces carsonii is the source of this 1293-nucleotide messenger RNA. RefSeq names its product Ddi1p (gene DDI1). Gene Ontology annotation, molecular function: protein binding; aspartic-type endopeptidase activity. The coding region runs from base 1 to 1293 and encodes 430 amino acids. The transcript has a single exon. The record is from RefSeq and is a predicted model, not a curated record. NCBI's taxonomy places the organism in Eukaryota, Fungi, Ascomycota, Pichiomycetes, Serinales, Debaryomycetaceae. Gene Ontology annotation, biological process: proteolysis.